Messenger RNA from Pollicipes pollicipes, 3307 nucleotides. RefSeq lists its product as uncharacterized. Gene Ontology annotation, cellular component: membrane. Lineage: Eukaryota; Metazoa; Arthropoda; Thecostraca; Pollicipedomorpha; Pollicipedidae. The record is from RefSeq and is a predicted model, not a curated record. Gene Ontology annotation, biological process: transmembrane transport. Gene Ontology annotation, molecular function: ATP binding; ATP hydrolysis activity; ATPase-coupled transmembrane transporter activity.
AUGUCAAAGUCGCUCAGUGCUGCAACGCGCUCCAUCCUUCUGGCGCGGGGUCAGAUCCAGCUUUCGACAGUGUUGUACGGUAUCCUGUGGCGUUGUCUGGUGACCGGUAUCCGGAAUACGAAGCACAUCGAGAACGUGCUGCGGUCUCCGGUGCUCCACCAUCUGACCUCCACGGUCGGCGGACUCUCCGUCAUCCGCUCCUACGGUUCGAGCACCUGCUGGAUCAAGCACACCUCCUCCAUCCUGGCGUUCCGCCUGGCCAACUCGUGGUUCUGCCUGCGCGCUGACGAGCUGGGCCUGGUGUUGCUCGCCACGAUUGCCGCCGUGUUGCUGCUGGUGCCGGGCGCCUCGCCGGCCGAGGCUGGCCUCAUGCUCAGUCUGGUGUACGACACGGUGGGCAUCAUGCCGUUUUUGGUGAUGCUCUGUUCCGAGCUCUCCGCGUUGAUGUCCGCCGUCGAACGCUGCUCGGAGUACUGCCAGGGUCUGGAGUACGAGGCGCCGGCCGAGAUGCCCAACAGUCUACUGCCCGCGCUGUGGCCCGAGUUCGGCUCAAUCAGUCUGGAUGGGGUCAGCCUGCGCUACCGCGCCGACCUGCCGCGCGUGCUGCACGACCUCAGCCUCACCAUCCCGGCCGGCGAGAAGGUCGGCAUUGUCGGCCGAACAGGUGCCGGCAAGUCCACCUUGAUCUCGACCCUCUUGCGGCUGAUGGACCUUGAGACGGGGCGCGUCAUCAUCGACAACGUCGACAUCAGCAAGAUCGGCCUCCGGCAGCUGCGCUCGCGGAUAGCCGUGAUCCCUCAGGACCCGGUGCUCUUCACCGGCACCAUCCGCCAGAAUCUGGACCCGUUCGAGGCGCACGACGACGCGCGGCUCUGGCUGGUGCUGGAACGCGCCGGCCUCAAAGCCAAGGUGGCACGCCUGCCACUGCAGCUGAUGACGCCGGUGACGUCCGACGGAGACAGCUUCAGCGUCGGCGAGAAACAGCUGGUGUGCCUGGGCCGCGCACUGCUCCGCCAGAACCGCAUCCUGCUGCUGGAUGAGGCCACCGCGUCCGUGGACGUGCAGACCGACUUCCUGAUCCAGCGGACCAUUCACGAGGACUUCCAGGACGCCACAGUGGUCACCAUCGCGCACCGGCUCAACACAGUGCUCGGAUAUGGCACCAUCGUGGUCAUGGAUGCCGGCAGGAUCGCCGAGAUGGGCCCUCCAGCGCAGCUGGCGGCCGAACCAAGGUCCCAGUUCCGCCAGAUGCUGGAGCAGGCCGGCAUCUCGUCCCUGGAGGCGCUGGAGCAACAUUCUCUGCCGCCCCUGGCUGAGCAGGAGGCGUUCUCUGACGUGCCGUCCGUGACGUCACCUAGCCGCGUGCUCUUCAGCUUCAGCGGCGAUUCGGCGGAGUUAGACGAGCUGGUCGACAAGGCUGGGACUGUGCCACCUGAGUUUGAGAGUGACGCCCUUAUUGACAGGGCCGUGGUCACUGCAGGGCAAGAGCCAGAAGUUGAAAUAACUCGGCUCUAACGACAGGCGCGCAUGCGUAUUGUCCAAUAGGGGAACAUAGCUACAGCACUGAGGCAUUGGCCUGUAGACUGCGGUAGUCGAGUGGGUACAGUGGUCGGGACGCUGUUGAAGGUGCUACCUACGCCAGCACAAACACGGCCUGGCGCCAGCUGAUGGUCGUUUCCGGCACUACGUAGCCCUGUACCCUGGUAGUUACUGGAUUUACUAUUCGUAAAUUGUUGGAGUUUGAUCAUUAUGAAACCGGUUAGGAACGUUCAACAAGGCCGCCCUACCGCCGAGUUAAUGGCCGAAUGGCGUCAUUUGCGUCAAGUAGAGAACGUUGCGCAUCGGUUUGCAAAUCGUCUGUGCCUGUUCUUUUUUUGUUGUAAAGGUUGCAUCAAGAUACAAUUAUGGCCGCUUUUUAGUUCGUCCCUUGUGUCAUGAUUUGGGUUUAUAAUUGAUACCAGUUUAGGCUGAACUUCUAUGCUGAUUCCAUGAACUCUCCUUGCUGCCAUCCAUUGUGGGCGAAUAAGGGCCGUUCAUGGACAGCAUUUGGUCUUUUAUCCAGGUGCCAUGUCUGUGCACCCUUUUACCUCAUCAUGGCUGCUGGGGCCGUACGCGACGCACCAUGUUUUCUUUGACCUUAGUUCCAAACCAUUUGCAAGGAUAUUUUAGGUGGAAGUGGUGCCUAGGCUGAACAUCGUGUUUGCUCGCUAUUAAAUGGUUUUGAGGACGGGGCAAAUCUCAGCUCUGCCAUGUUUUUGUGUGCAUAAAGCUGAUCUUUUCUCGCCGAUUGGCGACUUGUGUAAAUAUAGCAACUAGGGAUAAGAAGUUUUGACGUUUCCUUACAGUAGGCCCUGUGUAACGUACCCGAUCUAAGAUAAAUCGGCUCAUGAAGCUCUUGUGUCUGUAUUCAUGGGAACACUACACGCACGCAUGUGAACAGCGCGCAAUGGAAGCUUAGAAUACAUGCGAUGAAUGUUUGUUAUUAGAGGUGAUGUUGGCUGCCAGCCAAAAGCGACUCCGACCCAUCGGACGAGCUUCGCCACCGUAUUCCGCCGAAUCGAUUCACAAACGAGACUGACCAGUGUGAUGGACAAUCUCAGGAAGCUGAAUGUCUGGAUUGUGGCUCUUGCCUCGCAUGUCAAGGCUGUCCGCAUUGACUCCUCUGUCGUAUUUUGUCCCGUCCUCCCAGGGUAGGCGGAGCCGUUGGUUUAAGUUGGCAGCCUCAUGUUCGCAGCACUGGAUCUUUACUUCUUACUUUGCUGGAAGUUUUCAGGUGUAAACGGUGACAGAUGUGAUGAAAAAACAUUUUUCGUCGCAGUUGUUCCGUGGAAUCUUAGCUGUUUAAUGUAGCGCAUGUCCUUGUAAGUCCCUGCCACCCGCGUCCCGACGCCUGCCGUGCGGCCAGUGAAGUCCACAGUGUUCCAAUGCCCCCGUUAUCUUCCAGCCGCAUGAUACCUUGUCGCCUGCGGUGUGAUCAGCAGACUCGAGGGACCAAAUCGAGACCGCCCACCUAGUGUAGCUGUUCACGUCGCACCUGUGAGACGCAACGAGAGUGCUUCCCGUUUGGUGUGUCGUGGUCACAUCUGUUCCAACGCUGUUUGCGCCCAGGCGCAAUUGAGAUGCUUUUGAAGAUAAGCAGAUGAUCCGUGCCUGGCAAUGUAUGUAUUAAAUGUAGGUCUGUGGGGGGACUGCAUAUAUCGUUUCGUAUAAAUAUAUGGUGUCAAGUUGAAGUACCGAUGGUUUCUAUGCGGGUGUGUAUAAUGAUUUGCGAGAUGCUAACAUGCAAUGCAUACCAAACGUUCACAUA